Messenger RNA from Cyprinus carpio (common carp), 776 nucleotides. RefSeq names its product putative pancreatic secretory proteinase inhibitor. Gene Ontology annotation, molecular function: protein binding. The record is from RefSeq and is a predicted model, not a curated record. Lineage: Eukaryota; Metazoa; Chordata; Actinopteri; Cypriniformes; Cyprinidae.
CUCAGUGUUGUUGAUGCGGGACGGUGGAUAGGUGGGGCAGAAAGCCAUCAAAAUAUCAGCACCUCUCCUCCUCCUCCUCACUUUCAAACUAUAUGUUGCUGCUCAUCACCAAUACAACACUCAGAAACGAGCUGGAAGUCAUCAGUUGCUACGUCAAAGCUCUCAGCCUGAACUUACAAAUACAGAUUUCUCCUUUAAAAUCCGGUGUUCCUUCAUUUGAGCAUCAUGACUGGAACAGCAGUGGUUCUGAUGAGUCUGGUCCUCAUCCUCUCUGUGGGUGCAGAGGAUAAAUCAAGACUUUACCGCAGGCCUGCAUGUGGGGGUUUGAGCAUCAAUCAAGCAUGCCCUCUCAACUUCUCUCCCGUAUGUGGUAAUGAUGGCAUCACAUACGUCAAUGAAUGCACCCUGUGUGUGCAGAGAAUGCACACUAAUGGAGACAUUUUGAUUGUGAAAGAAGGACGCUGCUGAGGUGGAGGACCUUAUGAUCAUCACUGCGCUUUUCAUAUCUAUGUUUGUUUAAGAGUGUUGUUGCUAUGCUCAUCCGUAGGAUGUGAUCAGUAUACCUAUAAACAGAUGAUGUGUGAACACCAACCACAUUUUAAAAAGAAAUGACAUCUGAGUGACUCUGAGUAAAUAGUGCAGAGUGUUUGUUUUUCUAUCAAGUCAUUUUUUUUUUACGAUACUGUCCUGUCUUUCUUUAAUAUAUUUAUUUUCUUUUCCAUAUUAUACAUUUCUUUAUUAUAUCUGUAGGAACUGCUCUGAGUGCAAUGUUUUAG